Messenger RNA from Amphibalanus amphitrite, 3205 nucleotides. Its product is annotated as G protein-coupled receptor kinase 1-like. The coding region runs from base 610 to 1599 and encodes 329 amino acids. Gene Ontology annotation, molecular function: G protein-coupled receptor kinase activity; ATP binding; G protein-coupled receptor binding. NCBI's taxonomy places the organism in Eukaryota, Metazoa, Arthropoda, Thecostraca, Balanomorpha, Balanidae. The transcript is spliced from 6 exons. The record is from RefSeq and is a predicted model, not a curated record. Gene Ontology annotation, biological process: protein phosphorylation; G protein-coupled receptor signaling pathway; regulation of signal transduction.
AGACUGUCUCUAGGUGGUAGCCGUGUGCUUACGUCUCGAUCCAAUCGACAAGGUUGUUGUCUUGUGCAGGGCUUGCACGCUCCGUGCUGGCCCUUACACCCAGAGCAGCUGCACGGUACUGGGUUACUGUAUGCCUCACGACGAGUCGAAUAGGGGCAAUCUGGGGCAUAUUCAUUACCGCUAUGUGCCACCAUCUCUUCACUCGCCAUGUUCCACGUUUUCGGUAUGGCGAAAGGCAGUUUGUAGGACUUUGUCCUAAAUGGCUUUAGUGGACCUAGGUUGUCCUUUUGCCCUGCGUUUAAGAGCCGACGUUGAAAUGCGGUCCUGCGUUGACCUAUGACAUUAGCCUUCAGACCCUUGUUUACAUAGGAAUUUGACCCGUACGAUGAUAGGGUCUUUGGCGCUGCCUUUGGUAUAUGACAUGGACGUGUAGCCCUGCGUUUGACUUUGGGGUAUAUAUUGUGGUCCCACAUUUAACCUGUGGCCCUUGGCUUGACCUAUCACGUUAACUCAUGGCACUGCGUUUGACCUAUGACGCCGACCUGCUGCCCUACAUUUCACAUAUGUCGCUGACCUGCCUACUUUGCUUUCAGCGGCACUCACGGUUACAUGGCUCCCGAGGUGCUGGCCAAGGGACAGGUGUAUGACAGCAGCGCAGACUGGUUCAGUCACGGCUGCAUGCUCUACAAACUGCUCAAAGGCCACAGUCCGUUCCGGCAACAUAAGACCAAGGACAAGCACGAGAUUGACCGGAUGACUCUCACAAUGAACGUCGAGCUGCCGGACACGUUCUCACCCGAACUGCGCUCCCUGCUCGAGGGUCUGCUGCAGCGCGACGUCGACAAGCGGCUCGGCUGCCUCGGACGCGGAGCGGAGGAGGUGAAGGAGCACCCGUUCUUCCGUGACCUGGACUGGAAGCAGGUAUACCUGCAGCGCUACACGCCGCCCCUGAUACCGCCCCGGGGCGAGGUGAACGCCGCUGACGCGUUCGACAUUGGAUCGUUUGACGAGGAGGACACCAAGGGUAUCAAACUGACCGACCAGGAUCAGGACCUGUACAAAAACUUCCCGCUGGUUAUCUCGGAGCGGUGGCAGAGCGAGGUAGCCGAGACGGUGUUUGACACGGUGAACGCAGAGGCCGACAAACUGGAGCAGAAGAAACGCUCCAAGCACAAACAGCGCUUCGACGCCGACGAGAGGGAGUCCGACUGUAUCCUGCACGGUUACGUGAAGAAGCUGGGCGGUCCGUUCGCCUCGGCGUGGCAGACGCGGUACGCCAAGCUCUACCCCAACCGGCUGGAGCUGCAUCCCGAGUCGGGCAGUAGCAAGCCGGAGCUGCUCUUCAUGGACCAAGUGGAAGAGAUAGCUGCCGAGCUGCAGCACGUCAAGGGCGAACAGAGCAUCGUCAUCAAGACCAAGGAGGGCAAGGUGGUGCUCACCAACUCGGAUGAGAUCGGCCUGAAGGAGUGGGUUCUGAGCCUCCGGUCUACCCACAAGACCUCGCUAGACAUGCUCGGCAAGAUGGCAAAGAAGGCCGGUAAGAUCUAUGGCACUGAUUUGGACUCAAAUUGUACGAGAAGUGCCAACGGCGGGAACUAGCGAAAUUGGAGCGUAUCAAGCGCAACGUGUGCUACGCGCCGGACGCCUGGUGCCGAUUGUAUGAACUAAUACCUCUACCUGCGCUACUAGAUGGCGGGCACGGCGCUGCGCUCCUGUGGCGCGAGUGGAAUGCUAGUCAGCGGGGAGGCGCUGGCGCCGCGCCGGGUCUUCAGUGUCGCGUUAGACGGACUCGAGGGUGCUGUCGUGUCGUACUUCGCCUACAUUUUCUACUAGUCCCCACGGUGCCAUUUCGCCCCCCGGACCGGCGUCGCUGCCGACCGGCUCGGGCGUGUUGACUUUUCUACUUGGUUUGUGUUCAAGUCUCUGCACACAGUCCCGAUUCGUUUAUAUUCUGUGGGGCGGCGGCCCAGUCUCGUGCGAGUGAGGGAGUGCUGUGCUGCCGGCUGGCGCGUGCCUGUGAUCGUGCGUGCGAGGCUGUAGGUUUCCGCGUGCGGGCGGCGCCCCGCGGCACGGACUGUGUAGUAGACCCGGCGUCGGACCAGCCGCUGGCUGCCGCGCGAGCCUGCCGGGGCGCCGCCGCGCCUCUCCGAGCGCCCCCAGUUUCAACCCGGAUAUACUCCACGCCUCUGAGAUUUCAGCUCUGUGUCGACCGCUCCCUGCCGUUUCAGUCCAGCGACGCCUGCCUGUGCUAUCCGCGUUUUAUAGGAAAUUUAUCAUGCAAUCGUUUUAAUCGAUUCUGAUUUGUUGACGAAGGAUCGGGCUUCUGUGUGUGUAUGUGCGAGUGUGAACGGAAUGUGGUUGUUCCUCGGGGGUGUCCAGUAGCCUUUCUGCGCGGGCCGCACGUCCUCCCAGCGUGGCGGUGCUCCGAUCUGGGCACUGGUGCAGGUCGCAGGUCACUGAUGACCCUGACGGCACCGGUUUUAUGGUCCGCGCGGGGCAGAUCCUUGACGACCGGUGGUCGGCCGGCUAUGCACCACACCGAACUGGGACGCAAAAGGCCUAGGGAGGACCCGCGCAGAGUGGAGCCCGCUGAGGCGCACCCUCGCGCAGUGUGCGCCUGUGUAUGUGUCCGCGUGUGAGCGUCCUUUGUGUGCGUUUAGGGAGUGCGUGCGCCUAGGAUCGUGAGCUACCUGGGAACUGUGUCUGUGUGGUUACUGUUCAGUGCGGUGGACCUCUGGCGGCGACGGCGCCACACUGCAGUUGGUCCGGCGGCCGGCAGAUGUCAGGCGCGUCGGGCCGGCGCUCGCCCUCCUCCCUUCCUUCCCUUCUGUGUGUGUCGCCCGGCCGGCGCGGACGACGGACGCGGCGCUGGUCGCUCUGUUUUCUACGCGCCGCGGUGUGUCGGGGAGCGGCGCGUGCUCGCGCUCUCCCGGUACCCCGGCGGGGCGGACCGGCGCCGCCGCCCCGCCGCGCGCCUGGCCGGCCGUGGGCGCUAUAUACAUGUGAUACCGGUGCGCUGGUGUUUCGUUGUUGAGUUUGUACAGUGUACAUUGAGGACUGCCGACCGGCCGGCCCGCGCCGACGGCUCGGUCGUCGGCGCGUGCGCACAACGUCCGUGAGUCCAUUGUCGCUGACGUGUGAACAUUAUACAUAUACGUAUAUAUAAGUAUAUCCGAAUAUUUCGUAAUAAAAUGUUUCCGAUGGC